Molecule: messenger RNA, 846 nt
Organism: Colletotrichum costaricense
Lineage: Eukaryota; Fungi; Ascomycota; Sordariomycetes; Glomerellales; Glomerellaceae
Exons: 1
Coding region: 1-846 (281 amino acids)
Source: RefSeq, a predicted model, not a curated record
AUGGAGAACCGCAUUACACGUCCCGCCGCCGAGGGCGAGAUCAUAUAUCCACAGCCACGAUCAUACGUCUCCAGUGGCUGGGAGUACCAGCAACCAGGCCAUCACGAGGAUGGCCGAUAUGAGGAAGACACACCUGAGGAAGAAGAUGCCGUCCUCGUAGCUCGAGGCCGAUCCCCGCCGCCGGCCCAUAUCAACGAGGCAACAGGCCCCAGGACCUUGUUCUUCCCAGAAGCGACAUCAGCCUCGCACCACAGACACGAGAACGCCCUCGCCAGCGACGGAAUCCACCUCCCCCGCCUCCAUCCCGGCCUAGCACCCGUCUUGAAAUGGGAUUCCCCCCGCCCGCCAAAGCGAGCCCGUGAUCUCCUCCACCUAGUCGACUACCAUUUUGGUCCUCCCUGGGCACGCCGCCGGAUCGACGAGUACACCACGUUCGCGCACGAUGUCACCCUGCGGUAUUCGCAGGCCCAGGACUACUUUUGUGAGCAAGAGGCUCUGUGUCCCUUAAUACCACUGCCCAAACGUCGUACCGACGACUCUAUCCCCAACAUCGUCCAGGACGAGCACCGCCACGUCAGAAAUGCAUCUUCGCGGCCGGGGCUGGCGUAUCAUGGUCCUCUCGUUCCGGCGCGGGGGGCGGAGUAUGGCGGGUCGCCGGCUCCUCGACCUGUGCUCCAGCCUCGUUUGAACAUCGACAACCUUGCGGUUCGGCGUGAGACGCAUUCCUAUCGCUUGCCACCCGUUUUUGAGCAUGAACCUGGAGAGGUCUGGGAGCUGCAGGAGGUUCAAGAGGUUCAAGAACAAUCCCAGCAGACUUAUACUGGGCUCUUGAACACUCCCAUCUAA